This is a messenger RNA of Chaetomium globosum CBS 148.51, 774 nucleotides long. RefSeq lists its product as uncharacterized. The record is from RefSeq and is a predicted model, not a curated record. The transcript has 8 exons. The coding region runs from base 1 to 774 and encodes 257 amino acids. NCBI's taxonomy places the organism in Eukaryota, Fungi, Ascomycota, Sordariomycetes, Sordariales, Chaetomiaceae.
AUGCAUCACUACGACGGAAAUCUCCUCACAGCCGAAGACGAUAACAAGUUUAUAGCGGUGUUUGAAAUCUCCCAGAAACAGCAAAUAUUCACCGCAGGCUUCUCUCCGCCCGUCCCGGAUCUCGCCCCGACCAGCAUAAAGCUUAGUUUCCACGACCACGACUCUCUCGCAGGCGAGCAUCCCUUCUCUGACUACAUUGGGCCCGAUAGGUUUGAGAUUGCUUUUGAGGACAGCUAUCUUAAAAUCGAGGGUGCUCUCGACAGCCCCGUUUCCGAGAAGACCACGACAUGUGCGAACACCAUUCGUUCCAUCCGUGCUCAAUCCUCCGCAUCCGCCAAACCCCAGCUGCGGCCCUCGCCUCCAGUAUGUGCUCCCAACCAGGAACCGCCAACACUCUCCAGUUUCAGUUUCAUCGAGGCUAAGUUGCAACUGGCGUUUACAGCUUCAGGGAUAGACAUGCAUGUCUUGCCCAGCAAUUGCGGCGGCUCUCCCACCAAGACCCUUCUCGUGGCCGCCAUGGCCGGACUUGUUGCGGCACAAGACGUCAGCAAGAUCCCUGCUUGUGCGAUCAACUGCAUCAUGGACACAAACCCUCUCAGUGGUUGCCAGAGCUACCCAGUUCUCGACUUUCCCUGCCUUUGCCUCACCGGGGAAGAGUACAACACCGCGAUUGCCACUUGCAUCGUCAAUGCCUGCACUGACUUUAACGACGUGCUUGCCAUGAUUCAGUGGAAGACUGACACCUGCGCGCUCUACGGCGUUAAGUGGCCGUAA